ACACUCACAGGCUGGGUUUGGCCGCAUGCGUGCAAAGGAGAACUCUCUCCGGCAGAGAAAGAGAGACAAACAGGAGCAGUCGAGGGCAGAGCAGGCCAAGGGGCACUGGGCCGCCUGUCCACCUGCUGGCCCUAGGAUGGUGCCUCCCACUGGCAGGCACACAUAGCGGUCAGAGAUGGCACCAGACAUGAGGCUCCUCUUCUUGGUCGCUGGAUGGCUGACGGCAGCCCUCUCAGGUCACCCAUCUCCGUCCCCCUCUGACCAGCGUGAUACCAGCAGCACAGAGAGCCCGCCUUUGGAGCCAGGGGAGCGACUUGGGGUCCGCCUGGUGAACGGAAGCAGCCGCUGUAGCGGGACGGUGGAGGUCAGGCUCAGGUCGUCCUGGGAGCCCGCCUGCGGCGCGCUCUGGAGCCGCACGGCCGCGGAGGCCUUGUGCAGCUUGCUGGACUGCGGAGGGGCGCAGGGGCCGGAACCACCCUUCCUGCCGACUCCGGAGCUGCCACCUGGUCCAGCCGCAGGCAACGCCAGCGGGGCCCCGAACGCCACGCGGGCCGUGGCGCCCGCCAUCCUGUGCAGCGGUGCCAAGUGGCAGCUCUGCACCGUGGCGGAGCACCCGUGCAGCAGCGACGGGAGGCCGGCCCAGGUCACCUGUACAGAAAAUCGCGAUUUGAGAUUAGUGGGUGGUGGCAGCUCGUGCGCGGGCCGCGUGGAGAUGCUGGAGCACGGCCAGUGGGGUUCGGUGUGUGACGACACGUGGGACCUGGAGGAUGCCCACGUGGUUUGCCGGCAGCUGAGCUGCGGCUGGGCAGUCGAGGCCCUGCCCGGCUUGCACUUCGCCCCUGGCCAAGGACCCAUCCACCGCGACCAAGUGAACUGCUCCGGGUCAGAGGACUACCUUUGGGACUGCCUGGGGCUGCCGGGAAACGGCUACUGUGGCCACAAGGAGGACGCUGGCGUGGUGUGCUCAGAGCACCAGUCCUGGCGCCUGACCGGGGGCGCUGAUGCCUGCGAGGGGCAGGUGGAGGUAUACUUCCGAGGGGUCUGGAACACAGUAUGUGACAGCACGUGGUACUCACCGGAGGCCAAGGUGCUCUGCCAGGAUUUGGGCUGUGGGACUGUGGCCCAGGUGCCCAAGGGGCUGCCCCACUCCCUGGCGGGCAAGAUGUACUACUCAUGCGAGGGAUGGGAGCCCACCCUCUCCAACUGCUCCUGGCGGUACAACAACUCCAACCUCUGCAGCCAAUCGCAGGCAGCCAGGGUCCUCUGCUCAGGUGCUCGGAGUCUGCUCAAUCUGUCUACUCCCGAAGUCCCUGCAAGUUUUCAGCCAGUCACUGUGGAAUCUUCUGUGACAGUGAAAAUGAAGGACUGGGAAUCUCGAGAGCUAAUGCUCCUCAUCACCUGCAUCGUUCUGGGAAUUCUCCUCCUUGUCUCACUCAUUUCCAUAGCCAUCAUCCUCUUGAGAAUUAAAGGAAAAUACGCCCUCCCUGCUACAGUGAACCACCAGCACCUACCUACCACCACCCCAGUAGGGAUCGAAAGCUAUCAAGGGGUCCCCAUCACCAUUGCCAAAGAAGAAGUUCCCAAGCUGCCCAUCCAGGUCCAGGCCCUGCCCCCUGAAGACUCGAACUCCAGCUCGGACUCAGACUAUGAGCACUAUGACUUCAGCACCCAGCCUCCCGUGGCCCUGACCACCUUCUACAAUUCCCAGCGGUACCGCUUCACAGACGAGGAGGUCCAGCAGAACAGGUUCCAGAUGCCCCCCCUGGAGGAAGGAUUUGAAGAGAUGCACACCUCCCAGGUCUCACCUGCCAACCCUGAACACUGCAUUGCAGAAGCCCCCUCUCUGGGCCCUCAGCACCACCCGAGGAACAGCAGCCACUCCAGCACGUCCUCAGGGGAGGAGUACUGCAAUAGCCCCAGCAGCAGGCUACCUCCGUGGGACUCUCAGGUGUUUCCUUCAGAGAGGAACCCCCUCCUGGAGCAGCCCCCGAACUUGGAGCUGGCAGGCUCCCAGGCGACUUUUUCAGCAGGGCCCCCGCCUGAUGACAGCUCCAGCACCUCCUCCGGAGAGUGGUACCAGAACUUCCAACCGCCACCCCAGCCCCCUUCUGAGCAGUUUGGAUGUCCAGGUACGAAAAGUGAAGCCCAGAGGAGUCAUGGAACUAAUUCAAGGUCACCCAGCUGGGACCCAGGAGCCAGACUCUGAGCCCAUCACAGGCAGGAAGAGGAACAGGGAAGAAAAUGGGAAGGUAGAGGCUGGAGAGAGAACAGGGAGGGUAGGAUGGAGCCGAGAGAGGAUGAGGACGCAUCAUUUCUUGGGGAAGGGUUGUCCCCCAAGAGGACGGAAGCCCAUCCUGGCUGAAGGCAGAUGCCCCUUCCUGGCUCCAUCCCCAUGCCAGCUCACCACACUCACCCUUCAAAUGCAGAAGGAGGGAAAGUCGCCCCCCUGGGCCCUGGCUCUGCCUGGGAUUCACUUUCCUUCUGGGCGACCAGUUCUCAAGCACCCUCUCUGCCUGUGGGGUCUCCUGCCCUCCCUGCCACGCCGAGUGGAGCCAGCCCUUCCACUACACUCUCACAGCGGGGAGAGAAAGAUCACCCACGACCCCACUCACGAACACAUUCUCCCCCACGGGCCCCCAGGAGGCACACUGCUCUCCCUCCCUCCAGAAUAGCCAAGCAUUCAGCAAUCAGGGUCCAAUUCCUUCUGUGGCCUCCUCUCCGGGGUGCGGCCAUCCCUCCCCUGGGCCUCCCUCAGACUCCCCAGCCCAGCACCAAGGCCAGUGGAGGUGGUUCUCAUCUGAGGAAGAGAUGCUAAAACACCUGGGGGUCAGGAGCGCCCCCCACCAACUCUUCUGCACAACCUGGACUCGGAGACACCCUGUGACAUGUGACUGUGACGUCACCCUCUUGGUGCCCCGACUUCCUGCAGUUUGCAGUUUCUGGCUCUCACCCUCAUUGCUUCAUGUUCUCGGGAAUGUGAGGAGUGGCUGGGUGCACCCUGCGGUUAGCAGGAGGGAGUCAGUGUGCACUAGAGGCCCACAGCCCCCCCAAGACUUAGGUCCAGCCCCCUCCGCAGGACCACCCGGCUCGUGGCCGCACUCACCCUCUGGCCAGAACAACCUAUCCCUUGAGAAGGCCCUUGUAGAGUCCUGGCCUUCUGUUCCCAGGUUGCCUACCUGGAGGGUAGGGCCAGAGACAGCCCAGUCACCUUGCAUCUCUGGCUGCGGGGAUCCCCCCCGGGUGUGGGGUGAUGGCCCGCUGCAUCAACCUGGGGCCCUGCCCAGUAAAGGUCCUGAGAUUCCCCACCUCCAGUUCCAGGAAACUCACCUCCUCUCUUGCCACACAUGAGUCUUCCAGCUGCCUUGUGGGGCUCUCUUCUCCAUUCCUGACUUGACGGCCUGCUCUCUCCUGACCCACACAGCUGCGAUUGGCAUGCACCGUGGACCCACACGGCAGUCCUUUCUCCCAGCCGCUCGCCAGCACCCAGGAGGGAGCCCAGCACCCAGUGAUCCCUUUCCCCCAAGGGUGGGCUCCCGCCCAGAGUCUGGAACAGCCUUUGUCUCACACCUUAUCCACCAUCCUUCACCCAGCGUGCCAGGCCUGACCAUCCCAGUGGGAUGAGGGCCCUGGGGCAGAAUAAAGUUGAUUUACUCCAACA
Molecule: messenger RNA, 3658 nt
Organism: Camelus dromedarius (Arabian camel)
Lineage: Eukaryota; Metazoa; Chordata; Mammalia; Artiodactyla; Camelidae
Gene: CD6
Product: CD6 molecule
Exons: 13
Coding region: 176-2206 (676 amino acids)
Biological process (GO): zymogen activation
Cellular component (GO): plasma membrane
Molecular function (GO): serine-type endopeptidase activity
Source: RefSeq, a predicted model, not a curated record